AUGGGUGCUUUAUUUGACGAUGAGGAUGUUGAAUCCCUGGAUUACAUCAGUGCUCAGAACGCUAUGCUCGAUCAUAUGUGGAUGGUGAACGACGUCUUCUCGUUUCUCAAGGAGUUUUACAAGAAUAAGUUUAACAAUCUUCCGGCGGUGCUGCUCACCGAUCAGAGCGUGCAGACGUUUCAGGACGCCGUGAACACUACGUGGAGGAUGAUCCAGGACAAGGAAGACGAAUUCAUCUUUUACCGCGAUAUCCUUGCCGCGAAUGCGUCCCGGAAUGGGAAGAAAGAUUUCCUGAAGUUCCUGGAUGUUCUCUCCUGCGCAAUCCCAGCGAAUCUGGUGUAUGCGAGCAGCCACUACCAUGGCGUGGAUAACCUACUGAGUGGAGGCACGUUUCGUGGGACUUGGAUUCUGGAUCCAAAGCGCACCAUCAUCGUGUCGGACCCGAAAAGUUGCAAUGUGGUGGCAAUUCACCCAGCCGAGCCAUUCCUCACGCUGGAAGUGGGGUGCUUGGGUAUGGCAGCGUUAUUCUAUGCUCAGUCUUAUUUCUUAGGAGACUAG
Molecule: messenger RNA, 558 nt
Organism: Selaginella moellendorffii
Lineage: Eukaryota; Viridiplantae; Streptophyta; Lycopodiopsida; Selaginellales; Selaginellaceae
Product: (E)-2-epi-beta-caryophyllene synthase-like
Exons: 2
Coding region: 1-558 (185 amino acids)
Source: RefSeq, a predicted model, not a curated record